Molecule: messenger RNA, 3175 nt
Organism: Cygnus atratus (black swan)
Lineage: Eukaryota; Metazoa; Chordata; Aves; Anseriformes; Anatidae
Gene: AGPAT4
Product: 1-acylglycerol-3-phosphate O-acyltransferase 4
Exons: 10
Coding region: 418-1545 (375 amino acids)
Cellular component (GO): endomembrane system; mitochondrial outer membrane
Molecular function (GO): 1-acylglycerol-3-phosphate O-acyltransferase activity
Source: RefSeq, a predicted model, not a curated record
CAUGUACAGAUAAAUACCCCUUGAAGGCCUAUACACAGGUGGACGCGACCUAUCUUAUGCAGACUUUUGACACCCACUGGCAGGAAGAGAAGAGCUCAAGGGCUUCCUCUGUCUGCCUUGUCGAUAUAUUCUGAAUACAGAAGCAUCGUUGAGUUUAACUCUGACUUCGACGUGCUACGCAGUGUUAUUGUCAGCAGCCUCUGCCAGAAGAGUGGUGUUCACCUUGUGUAUCACUAGUCUAAUGUUGUCUUUGUCUUUGCCACGUCCUCCUGCUGAUUUUCUUCCAAGCAGAAAGAAACACUGAGAGUAGUUUAAAUAGAAAGAAGUGGAUCUUGCUGAAGAACGGAACAAGGAGAAGGGAGAGGUUGUCUUCUGCAUUUUGGGUCUGAAGGUACCCUCUUGCUUUCUCAGCAAAUCAUGGACAUCGUUGGCUUUCUGAAGUCUCAGUUCAUUUGCCACCUGCUGAUCUGCUACAUAUUUAUAGUGUCAGGACUGAUCAUUAACUUCAUUCAACUCUUUACACUUAUACUUUGGCCAAUCAACAAGCAACUGUUCAGGAGGAUCAACUGCAGGCUGGCUUACUGCAUUUCAAGCCAGAUGGUGAUGUUAUUGGAAUGGUGGUCAGGCACCGAUUGCACCCUCUACACUGAUCCAGAGAGUUACCACAAGUAUGGGAAGGAGAAUGCCAUUGUAAUUCUUAAUCACAAUUUCGAAAUUGACUUUCUCUGUGGUUGGAACUUCUGUGAAAGAUUCGGAGUCCUUGGGAGUUCCAAAGUGCUGGCGAAGAAGGAGCUCUCCUACAUGCCUAUCAUUGGCUGGAUGUGGUAUUUCCUAGAGAUAGUCUUCUGCAAGCGUAAGUGGGAGGAAGAUCGGAAAACAGUCAUGCAGAAGUUGCUGAAUCUCCGGGACUACCCAGAAAACUUUUGGUUCCUGAUUCAUUGUGAGGGUACAAGGUUCACAGAACAGAAGCACCAGAUUAGCAUGCAGGUGGCUGAAGCCAAAGGCCUGCCCAAGCUCAAAUAUCACCUUCUGCCACGAACGAAAGGAUUUGCUGUCACCGUGCAGUGUUUGAGAAAUGUAGUUUCAGCAGUCUAUGAUUCUACCCUCAACUUCAGAAAUAAUGAGAAUCCAACAUUGCUGGGCGUUCUAAAUGGAAAGAAGUAUCACGCAGAUUUAUAUGUAAGGCGGAUUCCAUUAGAGGAAGUCCCAGAAGAUGAGCAGGAGUGUUCUAAUUGGCUCCACAAACUCUACCAAGAAAAGGAUGCAUUCCAGGAAGAGUACUACCGAACAGGAACCUACCCGGCAGUCCCUAUAGUACCACCCCGACGACCAUGGACGCUUUUGAACUGGCUUUUCUGGGCUUUAUUGCUGCUAUAUCCUUUAUUCAAGCUGCUCAUCAACAUGGUCAACAGUGGAUCAUCACUGACACUGGCUAGUUUUGGAUUUGUCAUUGUAAUGGCUUCUGUUGGUGUCAGAUGGAUGAUAGGUGUUACGGAAAUUAACAAGGGCUCCACCUAUGGCAACAAUGACAACAAGCAGAAAUGAAAGUAGUAUCUUCAGAGACUGCUUCAAUCCAAAGGGAACAAAUGCAACUUCUGAGAACUUUUAAGUGCAUAUCACGGUCCUUCAAGUGAGGUCAGAGGAAGGGUAGGAUGAGCAAUUGCCAUGCAUAUCUGAAUUUGUGCUCCUGUUAUUUUUCUCUUGGGGUUUGGGCUGGAUUACAUGCUUGAAAGGUGCACUCCUUUGUGUAUACUCUCAACAGGUUUGCAUUUGUUUGGUUGGUUUGCUUUCAUAUAAAGUGUCUUAAGUUUUAAAGAAAAAAAAAAUGCAGCGUGCUGGUAUGGUGAGACUCUACCUGGAAACUAAUCAGUGGUUGCUGAGGUGCAGGCUUUAUCUUAACUUGAUCUAAGGAAUGGAUAAAUGUCAGAAGAUUGGUUUAAGACAAUUGAAAUUGAUAGUUGUCUAACUCACAUGUUAACAGUUUAAAAACAGUAAUCUCUCAGUGUUCAAAUAGAAUAAGAUGCUCUGCUUGGUGAUACCAAUAUUGCAACUCUACUGAACUGGCAGGAGUGCAGUAGAGUUUUUUGACAUCUAGAAUUUAUUCCCACAGUAAGCACCACAUUUGAAACUUCAGUCAGACUCGGGCAAGGGGCCCAUUUUGUUAGCCUUGCAGUGGCAUAACCUGGCGUGGAAUUUGGCCCUGCGGCCUGAGCAGAGCUAAGUUACGCACUGCCACAUCUUUCCCCAGGCAAAACGUUAGUGGGAUAGCUGAAACCUGUAAUUCUUUUGAGAAUAAAUGCCAUUUAUAGUUUGGAAAAAAAUAGGUAACAGAUUACUUUCAGCUUUAAACACAGAUUAAAAUUGUAGGCAUUCCUAACAGUGGCGGAAACAGAAAACAACCGGUAUGCUGUAACACAGUAAUGCAAAGCGUGCAUUAAAAGUUACCACCCCACACCCAUACUGUUGUGAACCUAAUUAAUCUGCCUGUCUGUCUUUUCUGAAAAAUUACUUCACAUGGUGGUACCUCGUAACAUUGUCUGAGGUAAUACUUAAAUUAUCUUUUGCUUUUCUUUUGGGGAAAAGAGGCAAGCAGGAGAGAGACCUAGGACAGUGCUAUGGCUGGGAAUUUUUUAAUGCCUGUCUGGACUUGCUUUGUCACCCUUCUGAAUUAAAAUAGGAUCAAAUCCCUUGGGAAAACUGUGUUGCUCUCACAUCCCUAGUACUGAUUCCUGGGCAUCCCCCUCUUGUUUAUAGACUUCAAGAAUUAAGGAUUUGUAUGUUACUGAAAAGAGGUGUUUGUUUUGUUUUGUUCUAAUUUAAAAAUAAAAAGGAAAAGAGGGGACUUCUAUCAGCAGUUUAGGGGAAAAAAAAACUUUUAAAACCAAAAGGUACUGAUAUUGAGUAGCGGGGAGUAUUUUUGACACUUUCAGUGAUGUUACGUUUUCAUUGCACAUGGGACUAAACCAUAGUAAGUCUAGGCAUGAGCAGCCUAUAUGUUUCUAGAAAAGAAAGUGAGCAGUCUUAAAGUAGCAGUUCUAGCAGCUGGUGUAAAAAAAAAAAAAAAAAAAAAAGGCAUUUCUCUUAUGCUAUAAUAAAACUGAAGCCAGAGGUAACAGAGGCCAGUACAACAGAAUGUGAAUCAUUGCAUGAAAUAUGCAUUUGCUGUUCUGUAGCU